AUGGAUUCUUCAUCUUCACCACCUGUGCUAUACUUAGGAGACGAUGAUGAUGAUGAUGAUGAUAACAAUUAUCAUAGACAAAAUUCAUAUGUCGAAACAAAUAUGUCGUUAAUGAAAACAUCAUCUUCGAAUGAUAUGAAUAUAUCACGUAAAAAACGAAAAGUAACAAAUACAAAUGUUCGUAUUAAUCCAUCUAUUGUAAAUUGGUCCAAACGUCAACGAAAUGAUCAUAAUCAACAACAAACAUCAAGAAAUUUUAUUGAUUCAGAUCUAGAUCCUGAACCAAUUUUACUUGAUCCAGAUGAAUAUAUUAUUGAAGAACCUGAUCCACCUGCUUUUUGUUCUUUCGAUUGGACUAUUCAACCACCGCCACCACCAUUGUUACCAACUAAAAUAUCUUCAAAUCAUCCUAUUCAAACAAUAUCAAGAAGUUCUACUAAAUCAACUUCAAAUAUGAACAAUAUAGUACAACGUUCAAACGAUAGAGUAGAUGAUACAAAUUCAAAUCAUCAAUUUAUUCAACAACCAAGAAAACCAAUUACUAUUCCAGUACAACAACCAUCAUCAACAGCACUUGCUUCAUUACCUUUCUCUAAACCAACAACAUCAUUUUUUCGACCAAAUGUACAACGUGGUCGACCAGUGAAAAAUUCUCGAAUUUCAUAUACACAAUCUACUUCACCUCCAUUAUCUGUACGUCGGCAACCUGAACAGCCAAUAAUUCCACAAACACAAAAAACUUCACGAUCAUCAUCUGCUACUGCUACAACAAUCAUGACAACUGCUUCAAUAAAUAAUUCUACACCAACUAUACGCCGACAAAUACUUAAUGGUACAGGUUUAUUUUCAGCUUUUCAUGAUUCUAAAUAUUAUCAAUGUAAUAUAUGUAAAUUUAAAAGUGUCACAAGUUCAACUUUACUUCAACAUCUAUUUACACAUAUGUUUUUCUGUGAUCAAUGUUCAUUUUAUACAUAUUCACAUUAUAAUCUCACUCAACAUAUGUUUGAAAAACAUAUUGUAAAUGUACAUGAAAAUACAAAUGAUUCUGUAACUCCAAAAUCUUAUGAUCUACUUUAUGUAACACGUUGUUCUGAUGGUACAUUUGCUUUAUGUAUGGAUUCAUCAUUAACAAAAACAAACAAAACAAAUAAUAAUAAUAAUAAUAAUAAUGAUCAACGAUUAAUAAUAUCAUCAGCAAUACUUAAUGAUCAACAUACAAAUAAAAUAUCAAAGAAAAAAGUCUCUAAACAAAAAGAUUUAUUUAAUGAAGAUGAUAAUGAUAUUUUAGUUUUAUCAGAUAAAUCUGAUAUAAAUCAUCAAUCAUUAAUCAAUUCAAAAGGGAAAGAAAAAUCAAAUCAAACAUAUGUGAUAAUGAAACAUCGACGAUGUUAUUUAAUGAAAAAAACAUAUCGUUUACAUUCAUUAACAGUAGAAUAUAAUAUAUGUCGAGAACAUACUAUACGACAAAUGUGUCAUACACAAGAUAUAUUAAAACGAAGAAAAUUUUUAACAAAAUUUAAUCAGAUACAAUUUAUUGAUGAAAUUGCUAAUUGUUUACGUACAAUUGUUAAUCACAUUAUUGAUAGUGAAGAUAACAGUGAUCAAUCAUCGCCUCUAUGUACAUUACCAAAUCAUGUUCUUAGUUCAAUAUUUUCUACUGACAAUUUAGAUAUUUUAACUAAUUCAUUAAAAUUAAAUAAUAAAUAUGAUCAAUAUAAAGAACAAGAUCAAUUGUAUGAAAGUGAACAUGUUUUACGUCAAAGUCGUAAACAUAUAUUUAUAUUAUCAUCUGCAGACAGAAAUCAUAAUGAUCAAUCAAUAAUUUCUUCAUUACAUUCAUCGUUAACAAAUGGUGAUUCCAUAUUUACACAAACGAAAAUUGAUAAAUUACCUAAUACACAAGAUAAUACUCAUCGAUAUUUAAAAGGAAAUCUUAAUGUGUCAUCACUAUUAAAUAAUCCCAAUCCAAAAGUUCAGAAAAAAGUUAACACAACUCAAUCAUCACCUUCAAAACUUGUUCCACUUCGUACUGUUAUGCCAAAACCUACAUGUCUAUCAUCAAAUCAUCCAUCAUUACCAACAAUAAUUGAUAGAAAUAAUAAUUCAGUUACAUCUGUAAAAUCGAAAAUAUCUACAACAAAAAUGCCGAGUAUUAUUGUUCUUGACUAAAAAAUAUUUUCUUUUCUUUUCUUUUCUUUCUUUUAUUUACUUUUUUCAUUUUUCAAAAUGUUGCCUAUCUUUUUCUUUUCUUUCUUUUGUUUUGUUUUUUUUCAUACUCAUGUAUGUAUUAAAGUAUUUUAAUGUGCAAACUAUUUUGCUCAACAACACAAAAAAACUGCAAUCUAUAGAAGAUCAAAAAAAAAACACAAAAAGAAAUUAAAUUGAUUCUAUUAGAAAUUAUUUCUUCUUUUCUUUUUUCUGAAUUUCGUUACUCUGAUUUCUUCUUGUAAAUAAUAUAGUAGCACAUAUGAAAAAAAAAGACAAAUGAAAUUAUUAUUUAAUCGCAUAAUAUGAUACAUCAGAAGGUUUUCAUAAAUUAGCUAAUGAAAUAUGUAAGCAUUGAAAAUGAUUGGUAGUUACUAAGUUUCGUUCGAAAUAUUUGGAGCUAUUCUAUAUUUUGAAUAGUUUUCAAAUUAAUAAUUUAAAGAUAUAACCACCUCAACUCAUCCUUUUAGGAGUUCUUCAAGGAAAACACUCUCUGCAAUUGUUUAUAGCUGAAUCCGAAAAUCGUAAGCGUGUACCGACACAGUACUGCGAACAAAAGUACAACAUGGUAAGUGAAUCAAAAAUAUAUUUUGGGAUAUUGGCGUAGGGUUUGUGCGUGUGAGUGUUGGUAAGACUAUUGAUGAGAAGAAGAUUCACAUCCAUACCCAUCUUUCUCUUCUCUGACUCAUCUUUAACUUUGAUUAAGUCAUAUUCAAUUUCUGUUUGUAUUUUGAAAGAUUCAAUAAGGUUCUCUUCUAUGCGAUAUUUAUAAACUCUGCUUAGUAAUUUCAAUUGUGAAAUGCUAAGUAGUUCUACCAAUAGCUUAUAAACUAAUUUUUUCCACGAGGAGGAGAAGAGCUUGUGUAUGUUCAACUACAGCACCAAGUAACAGAACUUUUAUUCCAUAUGAAUUCUUCAUCCAAGCUUUUAUUCCUCGUUCUCUUUCAAGUUGAUGUCAUUUAAUUUCAUAAAAAUGAUGAAGUGAUUAAAUGUUAAAAGCUCCAGCAAUUCCAAUACGAUUCAGUUUUUUUUCUCAGUUUAAUUAUUAUCCAUUUCAAAAUAGAAUGUGUUCCACUGUUUUUUGAAUAACUUGAGAACGCAAGCAGCUAGAAAUCUGCGGUUUUCGCCAAUCGAAAGAGAAGACGAGGGCACGUCUUUUUCUCUAACAUUGCAUACGACGAAAUCCUUUUAAAACUCAUUAUCUUUGAGAAACAUGCAAAAGAAUGCAUGAAAGUGACCUGCCAUCUAAAUGAAAUUUUGAUUUUGACCUUCGAUUUAGAUAGAGGAAC
Molecule: messenger RNA, 3494 nt
Organism: Rotaria sp. Silwood1
Lineage: Eukaryota; Metazoa; Rotifera; Eurotatoria; Philodinida; Philodinidae
Source: the annotation of a GenBank genome assembly